Perkinsus marinus ATCC 50983 is the source of this 2199-nucleotide messenger RNA. Its product is annotated as ubiquitin specific protease, putative. The record is from RefSeq and is a predicted model, not a curated record. The transcript has 4 exons. Gene Ontology annotation, biological process: protein deubiquitination. NCBI's taxonomy places the organism in Eukaryota, Perkinsozoa, Perkinsida, Perkinsidae. Gene Ontology annotation, molecular function: cysteine-type endopeptidase activity; cysteine-type deubiquitinase activity. Gene Ontology annotation, cellular component: nucleus; cytosol. The coding region runs from base 1 to 2199 and encodes 732 amino acids.
AUGGAUCCUACUUAUCAUCGCACUCCUCUGGGUCUGUUGCGGCUGUGGACGGAAGUGCCUUCGACGAUGCCUCAGAAUCCUGAGGAGCUCCUCAGACUACUCCUUUCCUGGAUGGAGGCUCCUGAUCCGACCAACCGAAUCGCACCUAUGGCCUUUGGGUUGAUGAUGCGGAUUAAAAAAGACUUCUCGAAUACUCUCACAUUUGACUGUUAUCUCCUCGCUGAGUACCUGCAGAAAAUUUCAAAGUCGAAUGCUCAUCUACAGGCGUGUCUCCUCCUAUUGAGACCAGAGACUAUUGCUGUAACUGUACAGGCCUUGUUGCUGGCAUCAGAGGUCGAGAGUGUGGAAGAUAUGAUGGGAUUGUGGGUGAAAUUGAUAGCAGUUCCGGCGAUGCCUCCGCCUAAGUACGCGAUGGCAAUGGUCAAUAUGGAUCGAUGGAGCAGCCCGUAUCCGAUAUACUCUCUCGUGAGCACCUUUUUCCGUUGCGUCAUUCGACAGUGUUAUUCGGACAAAUCGGCUAUCAACGGCGGAGCUGAUUGGAGGGUGAUGACUGAGUCAAUGCUGAGGACACUCUCAGCGAAGCUUCAUGACCCUACUACAGCAGUCGAUGGUCUAAGGCAGCUCCUCAUGAUCCUUAGGCCUGCUGGGACUUCCCAGAAUGGUGGUCGUGGUCAAGGCUCGAUACUGCUUCAUGGUGCCGUGGCACAGAUCUUCGACGCAAGUCUGUUGCCUUAUUACGAGAGGUUGCGAACACUGUGGGAGGCUGGGCAGGUUGACAGUCUACCGCCGUUUGCUCUGACUCUGAUGACUGAGCUCAUAGAUCUUAUACGGCCCUAUGUUGGUGACAUGACCCCUCCUUAUGGAAGCGCUCAGGUCACUACUGCUGCUAUGCUGGGUUUACCACCAACAGCAGCACGAAUUAGUACCACUCCUCCCCCUAUUCCUGGAGCUGAGGAGAGGCAAGGGUCGUUUGGCAUGCAGACGGGUCCGUUGCCGACGGGUGCGGCUGUGAUGGCUCCUACGAACUACCUACUACCAGUUGUGGGGGAUCUGGGAGUGCCUUUGCAGCAACAGCAGCAUCAGCAACUCGUCCAGCCUCCGACUCAGACGAAACCACAGUUGGUGUAUGUGACGGGAAGUAAUGGAGAGACGGUUAAGUUCAGGAAGCAUAUGGUUGGCAUACAGAACUACAACAAUACGUGCUAUCUCGGAGUCUUCCUCCAGAUGUUGUUCUUGACCGACGCCUUUUGUUCAUCUGUCUACGGCUUUCAACUGCAGGAAGGGGAGGACCUGAAGGAUGAGGACUAUGAACAAGGAAAGAAGAUUCUCGAUGGGUUGCGUUUGCUGUUUGCGAGGAUGUUGCUGACGCCGUAUGCGUAUGUUGAGAUCUCGGACUUUAUCAAAGUUUUACCCCCGAGUUUUCGGACGGGCGAGGAGCAGGACACUACUGAGAGCGCUCGAUGGAUCCUGGACAAGCUGGGAGGGUGCAAACAGAGAUUAGUUGGAGAUAUUUUCGCCUUGGAAUUGGUCCAUAAGACUCAGUGCCAGACGUGUCACACUAUAUCGACCCGCUUGGAACCUUGUACCGAUAUUGGUCUCAGCGUGCCUCGAGAAGCUGAAGUGUUGGGUCAGGGGAGUCUAGACGUGAAUGGGCUCCUCAAGACAUGGGCGGAGCCUGAGGAGAUGACGGGAAACAACCAGUAUAGUUGCGAUAACUGCGGGUGUAAGAGAGAUGCCAAGCGAUGGGUUGAGCUGAGCAGCGCUCCGCCGACGCAUCUCAUUUUGGUUCUCUAUCGUUUCUCCUUUGAUAUCGACAGCUGUGAAUUUCAAGAAGGAGAAGACGGUUGUGUAUCCGGACAUGGACGACUUAGUUUCGGUGGAGCCAAUUACGAGUGCUAUGGAUCUAUCUUGCAUAAGGGCGAGACUAUUCAGAAUGGCCAUUACAUUACGGUGGGACGAAGGUCGGAGGCCCCUCGAGGGAAGUGGCACGAGUAUAACGACUCGGAAGUGACUGAUAUUACUAAGGAAGAGGUCAAUCGAUUAUUGAGCGGGUUAGAAAGACCGAAUACAAGCGCCUAUAUGAUAUUCUACCGCAUGAAGGGCUCUAAUGUUCCUAGGGGGCCGAUGCCUAUUGUGGACCCUAAGAUCACGGCAGAGGCAAGGGCAGUCGAGGCAAAGGCUGUGCAUUUGAAUGAUUGA